Messenger RNA from Pseudoliparis swirei, 8880 nucleotides. RefSeq names its product transforming, acidic coiled-coil containing protein 2 (gene tacc2). Gene Ontology annotation, biological process: mitotic spindle organization; cell population proliferation; cerebral cortex development. The record is from RefSeq and is a predicted model, not a curated record. The transcript is spliced from 19 exons. Gene Ontology annotation, cellular component: cytoplasm. NCBI's taxonomy places the organism in Eukaryota, Metazoa, Chordata, Actinopteri, Perciformes, Liparidae. The coding region runs from base 505 to 7998 and encodes 2497 amino acids.
GAAGGCUCUGCUAGCGGGGAGUCAUCAGCUAAGACUGAGACGCGUCCGCCCACCGAUGUUGCCGAGUCACAGCUGAGAUCACAGAGUUGGAGUGAGCCGAUUGCUACCAACUCCGGGAGCAGCUGCACUGAACAGGACCGUCCCUCUCACCCCUGCCAGGAGCAGCUUGGAGCAGCAAUUUUACCUCUCCUCACUCACCCUCAACGGAGCUCCAGCGGUACAGACGAAGGGUUAAGGGCUGAUCUCAAACUGAAUUUGAUUGCGGAGGAAGCCCUGUCUUUGGGACAUGCUUCUGAGGAGUCAUCCAUCCCGGAUACAGAGAGAAACUACCAGCAAGUCUUCCUGCCUUUCUCACCUCAGCAUCUGCCUACUUCACAACAAAUCCCAGUCGAGCGGCAAGCGAGCAGCAGUCAACAAGUCCAACCUGAGAGUAGCACAACAAAAACCAGGACAGCCGAAAGUGCAGCUGAGUUCCAAGACCAGAACCAGAGCAAAAUAGACGCUAUGUCUGUUGUGGGUGUGUAUGCAUGUGGCAGCAGUAGAGGCAACAGUAGAGGCAACAACAGAGUUCACUUCGCGGACACAGUAAAACAAGAAGAUAGCUCCUCUGUGGUUCUCAGGGACAUGUCGGUGUCGGCUAUGGACUGCGCCUCCUUACCUCCGCUGACUGUACAUGAGAGCUUGCACUAUCCCGUGGUUGAGGCCAGCUACAACUUCCCAGGUUUUCUCAGCUUGAAGAAGCCAGAAAUCCUCACAAAUGUAGCUCGUACCACGGAUGAACGAGUAAUACAGAGCUCAGCCGACUUUCCAAAGCCACAGAAAGAUGUCCAUUUGGAUGAAGGAGGUACAGGGACUAAAGAUACCAAGGAGAAGAUUAACAUCGAUCGGUCAGGUAACGACAACAAGGCAGACAUUGUGGAUUUACAGUCAGUGGGCGAGACCGGCUCAAAACGGCUCCAAUGUGCGACCGAGAAGAAUCACACUGGUGAACUUUCACAAACCGCAGGAAGUGCCACCUCUGAGGCUGAUUGUUUAACCGUUGAAGGGGUGUCAGCGAAGGUGAACCAGCACUCCGAGGCGGAAACGGAGAAGGGUGCUGUUCAUCUGGGUUUGUCGACUGAAAAAGAGAUGGAUGAGUUACAUGCUGAGCUUCAGGAGUCACCUUUCAAUAGUGAUGAAGGUAACCAACAUCCUUUCUCCUCAUGUUCUGUGCAUCCAGCUGAUGAUGUUACUUGCAAGCCUUUAAGUGAUGUCUCCAGUGAGUGCCCUGGUGAGCAGCUUUCUUCGGACCUUGAGUCCUGUUUAAAAACAGAAACCGUGACUAUGAUCUGCACAGCCUCUUUUAAAAAAAAGCCUUGUAUCCCCAGUUAUCAGCCUCCCACCCAAUUGGAUGAAACACCUCCUCGCAAACUGGUUAGCACAGAUGACGUGAAACCCACAAUUCACUCUGCCGAUCUGACAAAGGAUGAAUCAUCGACUUCAGAAGUGACGUCCUCUGCCCAGCCAAUUCAUGUUAUCGGGCAAUGUUGCAGUAACUCUUCUUUAGUGCUGCGGCCUCCUGGCCCAAUGUUGAGUCACUUGGAGUUCAUCACAGACUGUGAUAUCUCUUUUCCUGAGCACACAGAUAACUGCGGCGCUGAUGGUGACAGCACCAAAGUCGAGGGAGAGCUUGAUGGCAACAAGAGCAGGGAAAUGACACAAAUGUCUUUAGCACCGGAUCGAGAGCAUGGUGUUUUCAUCGUUGAAGUAGAUGAUGAGAUUAGUUCAAAACUGGAGGAUGGAAAUGAUAUUAUGGAAUCUGCUGCUAAAUUUGAGAAUUCUGCAAUUAACAAUGUGAAUAUUUCCUUUCCACAAGAGGAAACUCUGUCUCCUCCUCAGCCACCCAGUACAGGGGAUGUACUGGCAAAAGGUCGGUCUGAUAACGUCAUUCCUCUCUCUCACUAUGGCAUCAAACCUGGUAUUUUUGAAGCGUCUAUUAAGGAUGAUCUUGUUAAUGUCAGCUGCCUAUGCAGCUCAGACCUGUCGCCCAAAGAGGCUUAUGAUGACAUAAAUCAACCCGAUAUGAACGAGAAACUGGAAGAUCAGACCUCUGUGCUGUUUGCAGAGGAACAGAACAAAGUUGAGGAGGUGACAAUGGAUAAUCAAAAGGAAAUGGCAGACAGCAGCACGCUGCAGAGAGGAAAGACAGGCAAAACAGAACAACAGUGUAAUGGGCCAGAUAAGGAGGCUGUAGAGGAAAUUGCAGACCUGCAGCCACAACAUGAACAACAAAUUCAAAAGACUGAAUCAACAGUAAUGGAUAUUAAAGAGGAAGGAGGAAGUAAGAGUGGGAUUGCAUCUAAAAGCCAGACAGAAACGGCUUCCUUAUCUCCCGCGAAACCUGCAGUGUCACUCGAGCAUGGGCGAAAGACGAAGGUAGAGUCUGGUAUUGAACCUCACACUGUUUACGAUCUACGUUUGUCCCGAACGCCGACGGCAACACUGGAAUGCAGCUCCGACAGGGACAUGGCACCAGAUUUGAGUGCAGCUCUUGGCCAAUCACAGUCCACACCAGAGCCAAACUGUUUUGCUCAGCAACAGCAGUGGCGCCUGGGAUCCAGACAUCCCACAGAGGAAUUAUCAGGUAACUGUCUAGAGUGGGAAGAAAAGACAAACGGUCAGGUCAGGCAGAUCCAAGCACUGGUUUCAGGGGUAAAAGGGGUGGUAGAGGGAGGAGACAACUCUGUUUGCAGUUUGUGUCAGUCAGGAAAUGAGGUUGAGUUGACACGUGAUGACAGCAGUGGCAAUGAACGAGCAAUAGGUUUAGAGAAAGGAAAGACACAGGGAGCUCAGUCUGAAGCAGCGGUUGACAUGGUUUAUGAGCCGUCUCACCUUGCCAGUGAUUUUAGUGAGAGUGGAAAGGCAGCUGACAGAGUUACAGCUUGUUCUCAUGUAGGUGAGAUAAGACCCACAUUCGAGGUAGUUGGGUUAGAUACAGACCCUGAGGUUGCGAGUGAUCUGGUUUGUAAAGGUCAGCAACAAGGCAAUCUAUCAGCUGCCUGUCAAGACCAACUUGGAAAACCAGAGACCUCAAAGAACACUGCUGUAUCUGUCGAGUCGGCAUCACAGGAAUCUGAGACAUUACCUAUCCAGACGUGUGUUUCAUCAAAGUUCAGCACAGACAAUCAUGGCAUUCAUACAGCAGUUAUUGCAGGUGAUAACCAGGCAGUUCCUACAAACACAUUCAGUACUCUGGUUGGGCAAGCAGGAUCUUUUGAAAAGGAUUGCAGUGCUGCAACGGCUGUGAAAAGAAACAGUGGGGAAACUGAGGAGUGCGAAAUUCAGGAUACGGUGUGCGAACCUCUCGAGCUACAGAGCUACAAUAAACCGUCAGCCACAGAAAGCAGACCAGGAGAACACACACCCAUACAAGGCUCUGAUGUAGAGGAGAUCACAAAAGAAGAUAAAGCUGCUUUGGACAAAGAGAAAGCUAGCAGCCAGGGAAAGGGACAAAUUGAGAUAAAAGCGACAAGCAAUGAAGCAGUGACGAAGCAGGAGGUCAUCAAUCAAACUGGGAGUGCUAAAGACGGGGGCUCAUUUGAUCUUUUUAAGGCAUCAGAACAUUUCCACUGUGAAGGAAGAUCAGUUGGAAACUCUCCAGUUGAACAAGUGUCAGUGAACACAGAGGCUGCCGAUGUGUCAGAGGGUCCUGGUCCUGGACAAACGGACGGAAAACCAGAAACAAGCUGGAUACAAGCUCUAAAAGAAGCUGCGUACCUUCCAAAACAAGAGAGCUCAAGACCCCUCCGAUCUUUGGAGUCCCCUCAACUAGAGUUUCUUACUCCUACUGAAGAAAUAGCUGCCCCUCUGAGACAAGAGGAGCGCCGACCACCAGAUCAAGCAGUAGAGACGACAACAGAGAUACCACCUCUGAAUCUUGUGAAGAAGCCAGUGGAUCUUCCUGAACCUUUAAAGUCGACAGCAGAGCUCCUAGAAGAAGCCAAGAAAGUAGAGCUCAUAGAAGAAGCGAAGAAAGUAGAGCUCCUAGAAGAAGCCAAGAAAGUAGAGCUCCUAGAAGAAGCCAAGAAAGUAGAGCUCCUAGAAGAAGCGAAGAAAGUAGAGCUCAUAGAAGAAGCCAAGAAAGUAGAGCUCCUAGAAGAAGCCAAGAAAGUAGAGCUCAUAGAAGAAGCGAAGAAAGUAGAGCUCAUAGAAGAAGCCAAGAAAGUAGAGCUCCUAGAAGAAGCCAAGAAAGUAGAGCUCCUAGAAGAAGCCAAGAAAGUAGAGCCCCCAGAAGAAGCCAAGACAGUAGAGCUUCCAGAACUAACACAGAGCACAGCAGUAGAGCCCCCAGCAGAAGAAGUUAAGAAAGUAGAGCUUCCUCAAACAACCAAGAAAGAAGAAGAGCCUCCAGAAAGGGAGCCAGGAACUUCCUCAGAAGAAGCAAAACAGGCAGCUGAGCUCCUAGAACCAACAACCAGCCCAGAAGAGCUCCCAGAACCCACACAGACGUCAACAGAGCCCCGAGAACCAGAGAAGAGGCUGAGCGGUGAGCUGCCGGAGGAGCUAGGGGGAAGGCCUGUCGAGCUCCGACCUGAGGAGCAAUUUGAAGUACCAGCUGAGGAAACUGCAGAGACAGACACAGCCCAGGACCCUGCUGAGGAGCAACAGGACAGCGGGUCCUCCCUCGCUGAGCAGGCGGUGAGAGGCGACCGUGUCCCCGCCUCUCCCCCACCUCCUACUUCCGAAUACCACCUUGUGUCUGCCAUCCCUGCUCACCUUCAAGACACCACAGAAUUCCCAACUCCUCCUCCUCCUACACCCCCGGAGAGGCAGACUCCUGAAGCUCUACCAACCCCACCUGCAUCUCCCUGCUUUCCUCCUCCUCCUGUUCCAGCCCCCGCCUCCCCUCCUAUACCUCCUGCUUCCCAGUGUGAGGACCACUGCCCUGCUUCUGCCCCCUGCCCCCCUCCUUUAAGGAGUUCAGACUCUGAUGGAGCCUUUGAGACCCCUGAAGCCACAACCCCAGUGAAGACUGUUUCUCCUAUAGAUCCCCGAACCCAGCAACUAACGUCUGAUGACAAAGUAGAAGACACAUCAGUCAGUCCUCCUGCCUCUGAAUUGACUUCAGCGGAUUCCCUGUCCAUUGUUUUUGAUGAGAACAAGCCCAUUGCAGCCAGUGGCCAAUACGUUAUUGAGCAUGGUGGAGAAUCGACAAGUCACUCUCUGACCCGCUCACUCAGCUUCCAGGGGGCAGAACUAGAAAGUGCUAGUCUGUUGGACGGAUCCUCAGUGGGAGACUUCCAUCCACAUUCUGAAUCCUUCAGCGUUGGUACAGAGAGUGCUCCAGGGACACUCCGCCGGCCCAAGAAAGUCCAACCUGGGUCUGGGAAGAAGAAGCCUAUCACCAGACAGAACUCCAACCCAGAGAGUCCAAAGCCAGCCUCACCCAGUAGCACCCCGGAGAUCAAGAGGCGCGCAAAGCCUCGAACUGCCAGCCCUCUUCAGCCUCAGGAGGAAGCAGAGGGAGGAUCUGCCACCCCCAGCCCUGGUGGAACCCUCCGCAGGACCAGGAAGAGCCGAGUGGAGACUCCUCCUUCCCUGCCAGAGGAGACCAACUUCACCAGCCAAGAGGAGAGCCUUGUCCUCCCUGCCUUACCUUUGUGUCAGGAGGAGACCCCUCUUGCGAGUAGUCCAACAGUGAGAGACGAAUCCCCCAUUCCCCCCACUACGUCCUACAAAUGGGAUCCAGAGAAUUUUGAGGACAUCGAUCCUUUCAGUACUGGAGGUAGUAAAAUUGCCAAUUCUCCUGAUCUGAGUCGUAAAGGCCUCGUGUGUGUCCCCAUUGCUACUCCCCCAGAGAGUCCCCCUGUCCUUUCUGUAGAGACGGCUCCCCCAGCUCCUCUUCAAGAGCCAAUCACCAACCCUGAAGAGCAACCCAUAAUACCCAAGCGUCAGGCAGUAAGGCUGGAGUUUGACUACUCGGAGGAGGGCAGUGAGGCGUCACACCAGGCCUCUCUCCCACCCAAGAAAGUGGGCAAGAAGCCCGGCGCGAAGAUGCCUCUGAGGAAAUCAAAGGUGGGGCUGAAGAAGGCCCUUCAAGCGCAGACGGUGCAGCUGGACAACGAUCCUCCAGCAACUCACAAUGGCAACGAGGAGGAAAUCAGUGCUCCUGCAGUCUCUUACAAGUUUGAACCUGAAAAGUGGGAUGAUCCCAACUUCAAUCCAUUUACCUCGAAGAAAGACAUUCCCAACUCCCCCAAACUGUCCCAGCCGUCUUAUUCCUUUGAUACUAAAAACUGUGAUGACUCUGAAGACCCUUUCCAAUCCUCCAAUAAGAUGUCCAACUCCCCUCCGAAGGCCUCCGCCUCCUGCGAUCUGUCAUCCAAUGACUGUGACAAUGAAAAUGACAACGACAACAUUGGGGAACUCGAGGAUCAAAAUCAGAACAAAGCUGGCAAGAAGAAGAAAACUCCUAUCAAAUCUAAUACUUUCAGAGUGAAAAAGUCACCAAAGAAAUCCCCAUUGUCUGACCCAUCCCAGGAUCUUACACUUGCAGAUGAAACUCCCUCCCUCCGCCCACAGGACGACCACGCCACAGACGAGGAGAAGCUGGCCUCCUCCACCAGCCACAAGUGGGCCGCCCUGCACGACAUGGACGCAGAUUUGACCUCUGACCAGCAAGACUUCCCUCAGCCAUGCGACCUUACUUCCUUUGUUAAUGAGAACAGUCUUACUCACCCGACUCCAGUACAAGACUAUGAAAUCGAGUACAUGGAGAAGCUUGGCUCAGCGUCGCCUCCACUGUCGGUGAAGAAGCCGUCUUUGUACUUGAAGUUGGACUCAGUAUCCGACAGCUUAACCAAGAAUACGUGUGCAAAUGUAUCUGAGCCCAGCUCCCCCUGCACAGGGAGUUUUGAGGAGAUGGAGGCCCAGAUAACAGCGGGUAUGAAGACACCAGUGCUGAGCUCCCGGCCCGGUCCCGAGGGCUGCGCUGCAGACAAGGGCCGGAAGAGAGAGAGCGAGUCACUCAGCCGAACACAGAGCACAGAGAGGAAUGAGCAGUACCCUUACCAGGGCCUUGUGGAGGCCCCUGCUCCAGUCCCGGCCAUGCCUCUAUUAGACAGACUGUCUGAGUGUGACGACCUCCUGCAGUACCUGGAGCCUGACCUGGCUGAGACCAACCCCACCGCAUUCGCCCAAAAACUACAGGAGGAGCUGGUACUUGCUGCCCUGAGGAUAGAGGCUCUGCAGGUAGCCAAACACAUCUCUCAGUGCCCCUCCUUCUCCACUGUAACUCCCCAGCACAGGGACGUGUCUUCUCCAGUAGAGAGUGGCGUGUCCAAGAACUCGCUGUACGCCAGGACCACCACCAGCUACAUCGAAGGGGAGACUCCCCACCUGCCCAGAGAACUGGACCACUCGCUGGGAAUUGCACGAGAGGAGAUCGUGACAAAGGAGAAAGAAGUGCUGGAGUGGCAGAGGAAGUAUGAAGAUAGCCGACAGGAAGUGCUGGAGAUGAGGAGGAUUGUUGCUGAGUAUGAGAAGACGAUUGCACAGAUGAUAGAGGAUGACCAGAAAGAGAAGUCUCUCUCCCACCACACCAUCCAGCAGCUCAUCAUGGAGAAGGACCAGGCCUUGUCCGACCUCAACUCCGUGGAAAAGUCUCUGGCCGACCUCUUCCGACGUUACGAGAAGAUGAAAGAUGUACUCGAGGGCUUCCGCAAGAAUGAAGAGGUUCUGAAGAAAUGCGCUCAGGAGUAUCUGUCCAGGGUCCGCAAGGAGGAACAGCGCUACCAAGCUCUGAAGAUUCACGCAGAGGAGAAACUAGACAAGGCCAAUGCGGACAUCGCUCAUGUGCGGGUCAAGUCCAAGCAGGAGCAGGCCGCCCACCACGCCGGUCUGAGGAAGGAGCAGAUGAAGGUGGAAUCUCUGGAGCGCACUUUGGAGCAAAAGAAUAAAGAGAUCGAGGAGUUGACAAAGAUCUGUGAUGAGCUGAUCGCCAAGAUGGGGAGGAGUUAGCGACCACACCACGCCCAGUCCAGAUCUCACAGAGAAGAGGAUCGGUUUUGGGAAUACGCAAAAGAUUAUGUUAUACCCUUCGAAGGACUGAUGGACAUUUAAGGACAAAAAAUGGUCUUGGGGUUACAUUUUCGACGGACUUUGUGCAAACAGGAUCCACAGGAAUGACUUCCCCUGAAUCACUCUGUACAUUUUUUUAAUGUGUCAGUGUAUCAUACUGUAUCAGGGGUCUGGUUUAAAGUUUUAAGAAAAUGUAUCAUAUCACUAAUGAGUGUGUGUGUGUGUGCGUGUGUGAUAAUGGGAAAGCGAGAGCAUGUGGGUCACAUGAUUGAAAACGAUGUUGCCAUGACAGUCGCUGAGGAAGAAGACUGUUUACCCGUUCCUGCUGUUGUCUCCUCUUGAUACAAGAGAAAAGAUACGACUUUGAAAAAGAGUAAAAGAGAUUUAGAUUAAUUUAUAAAAUUAUUCAUACACCACUGAGAGUACACCAACUAUCACAAUGGCCUAAUGCAUGAGGAAGAGAAAGGAGAACUGUUAUCUGUUUGUAUAUACUGGAGGAAAUUCCAAGUUUGAAAAAGAUUCAUCUGCAUUUUUUAUGGUUAUUCUGUCAUCUUCGGCACGCUUUCCUCAUGUAACCUUGUAGAUAUUUGUCAUACUUGUCAUAGCUUUCUCGAUGAAAUUGUGCGACUAUUUUUUGGGAUUUUAUUUUGAUAUAAAGCAAACUAAUUGUGUCCUAAUUCAGUCAUGACAGGAGUAAUUUAAUUGUGGAUGGAUAUGUCCUAGUUCUGCUGUGGUCGUUGUGUCACACUGAGGAAUAACUCUUCUGCACAGCUGCUGUACAGCAUCUGCUUACAAAGUGCAAUAAAAGAUGGCAAUACAGCA